AUGAUUUUAUAUUUGUAUAAAAGCUUUUUUUUUUUUUUUUUUUUUUUUUGUGUGUGUAAUAUAAAUAUAACAAAAAGUUUGUCCCAUAAUAGAUAUAAUAAAAAAAUACAACCACUCAUACAAAAUGGAAAAAGAACAAAUAACAUAUAUGAAAUAUUCGGUAAAAGAAAUAAAUUCACAAUACAAAAUAAAUUAUUAUUUAUAAAAAAUGAAAAAAUUAAAAACAAAUUUCAUAAAUUUUUAAAUAAUAAAAAUUAUGUCAUUACAAAAUUAUUUAAUAUAUUUUUUUCAAAAAAUUAUAAUUAUCAAUUUAUUGAAAAUGAAAAUAAUGAAUUAGAAGACACACCAUUGACCUGGUUAAUAAUUCCUAGUAAUAAAUUAAAUACAUUUUUAGACAGUUAUAUAUUUAAUAUAAUUCAAUCAGAAAAACCAUAUUCUAUUACAAAUAAUAUUGAGAAUAAAAAAAAAAAUGUUCAUAAAUAUUCUGAACAAAAUGAACAUAUUAACAACAAGCCAAGAACAAAUGGGUUGUCUCCUGAAAUGCACACAAAAAUAGAAAGAUAUAUUACCAAUCAAUUAAUAAAAUUAGCAAGUGAAAUUUUAAACAUAGAAAAUAAAAUAAAAAAAAGAAAAAAAGAAAAAAUUGAAAAUAAAAAUAAUAGUAACAAUGUUAAAGAAUAUAUUAAAUGGAAUUUUUAUUUAAGCAAAAAAGAUAAACCACUAAAAUGUUUUGUUUAUGUUGAUGUUCCUGAUGGUACAGUAAUGGUUAAACCACGAGAAAUGGAAGAAAAUUAUUUCUUAAUUUCUAUAAAUGCAUUGAAUGAUAUAAAAAGAAAUAAUCAAGAUAUAUUAAAAAAUAUUUUUUUUAAAAAAUUUAAUAUAACUUUUGAUCAUAUUUAUAAUAAUUGUAGCUUUUUAACACUUAUUGUAAAUAAAAUUAUUAACAAGCAAUAUAUUAUUGAUACAAUUACAUUAACAUCAUUAUUAUCAUCAUUUUAUUUAACAAGAAAUUUUUUUUAUCAAGCUUUUUUACAAUUAUUAAGUAGUGAAAUAAUAUGGAAUCCCUAUAUAUAUAAUAUAUGGUGUAAUCUAUAUCAUACUACGUUACCACUUAAAUUGUUUAUGAUUAAACAAACAUAUUCUUAUUCCAACAUAUUAUUUAAUUAUAUAACCCAAUAUGUUCGAUCAAAAUUAAUUAAAUUAGAAACAAAAUUAAUUAAUAAUUCUUUAAAAAAAAAAAUAUUAAUUGAUACAAUCAAAGAUAAUAUUUACGACAAAAACUUAUAUACUAUAGCAACAGAUAGUUGUGAUAAAUAUGAAGAUGAAUUUUAUUACAUUUAA
Molecule: messenger RNA, 1341 nt
Organism: Plasmodium yoelii
Lineage: Eukaryota; Apicomplexa; Aconoidasida; Haemosporida; Plasmodiidae
Product: conserved protein, unknown function
Exons: 1
Coding region: 1-1341 (446 amino acids)
Source: RefSeq, a predicted model, not a curated record